AGACAAAUCUUGUUUUAGAAUACUGCAGUAAUAUUUAGUUGGUGAAAUGUCUAAGUUAGUCGGAAAGUAUCAGCUCGCGGAAAACAAAAAUUUUUAUGAAUUUUUGUUAGAACUCGGUGUGCCUGAAGAUAAAGCAAAAGGAGCAAAGGAAAUUAAGGGAACUAUUGAAGUUAAAGUAGAUGGAAAUAAAGUGACUCUAGUAAACGAUUCUCCUCCACAUGUUACCGAUUUUAUAAUUGGUCAAGAAGUUGAGGAAAAGAUUACGGAUGAAACAGUACUUAAGAGCACUGCGUCCUUAAAUGGUAACGUCCUGACAAUUUCAUCUAUAAAGGAUGGCAAGCCUUCAGGAAAUAGGACACUUACAUUCUCCGACAGUGGACUGGAGAUGGUCAUCAAAGAUUCUAAGGAUGGAAAACCCCUCUCAGCCACUCGUAUCUACAAGAGGAUUUAAAACACUUUAUUUUAUUCUGUGAAGAAAAUAGAAAUUUAAAAAUUUUAUAUAAUAAACUUUAUAAUGAGCUA
Messenger RNA from Anoplophora glabripennis (Asian longhorned beetle), 522 nucleotides. RefSeq names its product fatty acid binding protein 1-B.1-like. The coding region runs from base 47 to 451 and encodes 134 amino acids. The transcript is spliced from 4 exons. NCBI's taxonomy places the organism in Eukaryota, Metazoa, Arthropoda, Insecta, Coleoptera, Cerambycidae. Gene Ontology annotation, cellular component: cytosol; nucleus. The record is from RefSeq and is a predicted model, not a curated record. Gene Ontology annotation, molecular function: fatty acid binding. Gene Ontology annotation, biological process: fatty acid transport.